AUGGCGAGCGUGGAAGGAAGUGACAGUGUUCAAAUCGUAGAUGUCUGGAGAGACAACAUGGAACAAGAGUUCUCGUUGAUUCAAAGGAGUUAUGGAGCAUUGUCAGGAAACCUAGGACUCGCCAAACUCAUUCAAGUGGGUCUCACGUUGUCUGACGAACAAGGUAACAUUCCCAUGAUCAUGAGUUCGACAACGCACGAGGCCAAGCAACGUGUCUGGCAGUUCAACUUCUGCGAGUUCGAUCCCAAAAACCGAUCCCAAAUCUCGAGACAUCAUCGAGACUCUAAUUUACAAUGGGUUUUAAUGUCGUCGAGGCUUGUUCAGGACGAUAAGGUUCAAUGGAUUGCCUUUGGUUCGUCUGAUUUUGGGUACAUGGUGAAGCUGCUUACUGGGAAGAAGAAUCUUCCAGAAACAGAACAAGAGUUCUUCAAGAUUCUUAAGGAUUUUUCCCUGUUUCUUAUGAUCUGA
Prosopis cineraria is the source of this 468-nucleotide messenger RNA. RefSeq names its product probable CCR4-associated factor 1 homolog 2. The record is from RefSeq and is a predicted model, not a curated record. Gene Ontology annotation, cellular component: P-body; CCR4-NOT complex; CCR4-NOT core complex. NCBI's taxonomy places the organism in Eukaryota, Viridiplantae, Streptophyta, Magnoliopsida, Fabales, Fabaceae. The coding region runs from base 1 to 468 and encodes 155 amino acids. The transcript has 3 exons. Gene Ontology annotation, molecular function: poly(A)-specific ribonuclease activity; nucleic acid binding.